AUGUCUUUCAUUGAAGCCCUCAUGAAGCAGGCCGUUUAUAUGGGAAUGCCAGAUGAGUCAGUGCUGAAAAAAGAGGGGACAGUCACAGCCGCCCCGAACUUCAAUGCUGCUGGAGAUGCCGGCGUCCUGGACAAAGCCAUCAAAACAAAAGGAGUAGAUGAGAACACUAUCAUUGAAAUCUUGGUAAAAAGAAGCAAUGAGCAAAGACAGCAAAUCAAGGAAGCUUACCAGCAGGCCAGUGGGAAGACUCUAGAAUCUGCCCUAAAGAGUGCUUUAAAGGGAGACCUGGAGGAUGUUGUGCUGGCUCUGUUAAAAACACCAUCUCAAUAUGAUGCUGAGCAACUGAAAAUGGCCAUGAAGGGUCUCGGUACAGAUGAAGACACCCUCAUCGAAAUUUUAACUUCACGCACUAACAACGAGAUUUUGGACAUUAAGAAAGCCUACAAGAACGAUUACAAAAAGGAUUUAGAGGAUGAUAUCAAGUCUGAUACAAGUGGUGACUUCAGGAAGGCUCUAUUGGAACUCUGUAAGGCUGCCAGAACUGAUGGAGUAGUUGAGCAGUUGAUUGACAGUGAUGCCAGGGCCUUGUAUGAAGCUGGAGAAGGAAGAAAAGGCAAAGAUUGCUCAGCUUUUAUUGAAAUCCUUAGCACCAGAAGUGCCCCACAUCUCCGCACAGUGUUUGAGAGGUACUCAAAGUACAGCAAAGUGGACGUGGCCAAAGCUAUCGACUUGGAGAUGAAAGGAGAUAUUGAAAGUUGUCUCACAGCUGUUGUAAAGUGCGCUGGAAGUCGGCCAGCAUUCUUUGCAGAGAAGCUCUAUUUGGCUAUGGAGGGCAAAGGAACACGCAAAAAUAUCCUUACUCGCAUUAUGGUGAGUCGCUCUGAGAUUGAUAUGAAGAAGAUAAAAGAGGAAUACAAGAAGAACUAUGGCAAAACACUGUACCAAGAUAUCCUGGAUGACACAAAAGAAGAUUAUGAGAAGAUCCUUCUUGCUCUCUGUGGAGAAAACUAA
Knipowitschia caucasica is the source of this 1011-nucleotide messenger RNA. NCBI's taxonomy places the organism in Eukaryota, Metazoa, Chordata, Actinopteri, Gobiiformes, Gobiidae. The record is from the annotation of a GenBank genome assembly.